AUGGCGAAUAAACGAAGCAAACGAGGAGCUGUAGCGAAGGACCUGACUCCAGAGAACCCCGACGAGGAAACAGGCCGGCGGUCCUCUCGGAGAGCUAUGACCCCCAAACGCCUCCUGUACUCCCCGGGAACAGCAGCCGAGACAGCCGAGAAGAAACCGAGCAAGAGACCAAAAUAUAAGGAAGAGAGUGAGAACGACAGUGAUGUGGAGCAUAGAUCUCAGGAUGCAUACGACGGACUUUCUGCUUAUGAGCUGGAGCGCCUGGAGAACAUCAGACAGAACCGAGAAUUUCUGUCGUCUAUAAACCUGUUUAAGGCAACGGAGGACCUAAAGCAGCUGACUCGAGCAAAGCCGUCACAAAGGGGCCUGAGGUCGCAGGCUGCUGUAAAGGAACUGUUGCCAGCCCGCAAAUCCCUGCGCCUUCAAAAUAAAGAGGCAGAAGUUUUGACACUUCCCCCUGAACCCACGGGUGCACUCGUCUAUGAAAAGCAGGAACACGUAAAGAAGCCUUCAGGCCCUCUGCCCAUGGAGCCACUCAACAUGGAGGAGGGUUUCAGGCUGCCCUCACAACUUCUUGAGCUCUGCUCAGAGGACGUGAAAGAAAGAAAGAUGGAGCUGAACUUGAAAGAGUAUGCCUCUGCACUGAAGGACAUGCGGAUAACGGAGGAUAAGGUGGUCAAAGUGGUGAAGGAUCGGAUCUUCUCGGCUGCGUUCCACCCCUGCAGCAGCAGCUUGCUGGUGGCUGCGGGAGACAAGUGGGGAAAAGUGGGACUCUGGAAUUUGGGUGCAGACUGGGGUGAUGACGGCGUACUGCUCUUUGAACCUCACACCCGUCCAGUGAGCUGCAUGGCCUUCUCCAGGGCUCAGCCCACCCAGCUGCUGACCCUCAGCUAUGACGGAUCUCUGCGCUGUAUGGAUGUCGAGAAGGCCGUCUUUGAUGACGUUUACGACAUUGACGAUGGCCUGAAAACCUUCAGCUUCAUGUCACAUGACUGCUCAACACUUUUAGUGGGGAACUGGUUCGGGGAUGUUUCCAUCGUUGAUCGGCGGACCCCAGGAAACUCGCACGAGUCCCUCUACUCAGUGGACCCAAAGACUUUGCGCUGCGUCAGCGUCCACCCGCUCCAGAUGCAGUACUUUGCAGUGGCAGAGAGCAGGGUUGUCAGCAUUUAUGACAGCCGGUGCCUGAAGAAGACAAAAAGCCCAGCAGUCUCUCAGCUGUCCGGCCACUCCUUAAGCAUAACCAGCGCUUAUUUUUCCCCGUGUACUGGGAACAGGGUUCUCACCUCCUGCAUGGAUAACCACAUCAGGAUAUAUGACACCUCUGCAAUGACCAGUAACUCUCCCUUGCUGACAUCCAUUGGGCAUGACAUGCGAACAGGCCGCUGGCUCUCUAAGUUAUCUGCAGUGUGGGACCCCAAACAAGAAGACUGCUUUGUUGUUGGGAGCAUGAUGAGACCUCGAAGGGUGCAGGUGUUUCACGAAAGAGGUCAGCAGCUGCACACCUUUAAGGAUGAUGAGAACCUCAGCACUGUGCUGUCCGUCACUGCUUUUCACCCCACAAGGAAUGCCCUGUUGGGGGGCAAUGCCUCUGGGCGCCUUCAUGUGUUCUCCAGCUAA
This is a messenger RNA of Menidia menidia (Atlantic silverside), 1620 nucleotides long. Lineage: Eukaryota; Metazoa; Chordata; Actinopteri; Atheriniformes; Atherinopsidae. The record is from the annotation of a GenBank genome assembly.